Molecule: messenger RNA, 3911 nt
Organism: Patiria miniata (bat star)
Lineage: Eukaryota; Metazoa; Echinodermata; Asteroidea; Valvatida; Asterinidae
Gene: bckdk
Product: 3-methyl-2-oxobutanoate dehydrogenase [lipoamide] kinase, mitochondrial-like
Exons: 11
Coding region: 356-1666 (436 amino acids)
Biological process (GO): regulation of glucose metabolic process; protein phosphorylation
Cellular component (GO): mitochondrion
Molecular function (GO): pyruvate dehydrogenase (acetyl-transferring) kinase activity
Source: RefSeq, a predicted model, not a curated record
UAAUGAGCUCAGCGCCAGUCUAUAUAUGGGGUUGAUGAUUUGAUCGACCUUUCGUGAUCAUGCCACUUUCUACGAACUAACGACAAUGAACGAAGACUUCAGGCAUGUCAGGAUGACCUCGGGAUGACCAAAAGAAAGUAGACAUUUCUGCGUUUUCUUCACUCGAUCUUGAAAGCAGGAAAUGGUAAGAUAUAAGAAGAUACGGAAUUCAAAAGCCUAUCAAAGGAUAUUUCAGCAUGUGUGAGCCGAAAUCCAGAGAAAGUCCUGGACUUACUGUCUAAAAAUCUUGUGCUGCGUGUAAUUAAACGUCAGAUGUGAUUUGCUGUGGAAACUCUCCCGGAUUGUGGCCAUAAAAAUGGCGGGCAUGAGAUCGCCGCUUACUCACCAGCUUCAAAGGCUGGGUUGCCGUUGCGGGGCCGUCGGCGUGAGAAAUUUAAGCCAGACUAGUGCAAACCAGAACAGGAACUCGGACUCCAAGGGGUUUAUCAGCCCAAACUCUCAGGCGUAUUCCAGCGCACGGUCGUCUUCCGUUGUCCACGAUUACAGCCUUGCGAAAGAAAAGUCAAGACAAGUGGUCUCCUUCUACAACCAGACUGCCAUAGAUGCUGCCGCUUCAAAGCCGUCUGUUCGUCUCACUCCAGCGACGCUCCUCUACACGGGAAAAACGCCCGAUGGUAACCACCUUCUGCGAAGUGCCCAAUACCUACAUAAAGAGUUGCCAGUGAGAGUUGCCCAUCGCAUUGCCGAGUUCCGAGGCCUUCCGUUCAUUGUGGGUUGCAAUCCCACAAUCCUCCAGGUGCAUGAACUCUACAUCAGAGCGUUCCAAAUGUUAUCUGAGUUUCCGCAGAUUAAAAAUCAUGAGACGGAGCACAGAUAUUGUCAGAUGGUGAAGGGUCUUCUUGACGAUCACAAAGAUGUCGUCACGCACCUCGCCGAGGGCUUCCGAGAAUCCAAAAAACACAUGAAAGAUGAAAACAUGAUCCACCAUUUCUUGGACCGAACCCUGACCUCCCGUCUAGGAAUCAGGAUGCUGGCAGAACACCACCUCAGCCUUCACCAAGACAUGGGUGAUUUCAUUGGAAUCAUCUGCACCAAAAUGACCUUGCGGAAGGUCAUUGAAAAGUGGGCGGAGUUUGCCAGAGAGCAGUGUGAGAUGCGGUACGGGUUUACACCCAAGGUACACAUCACUGGACACACGGGAGCCAUGUUCCCGUACAUCAUGCAGCCGCUUGACUACAUGCUACCAGAGCUCAUUAAGAACGCACUCAGAGCGACGGUCGAGAGUCACUUGGACACGCCACACAAUCUGCCCGAUGUCGUCAUCACCAUAGCAAACAGUGACAUGGAUUUCAUCAUCAGGAUUUCGGACAGAGGUGGCGGCAUCUCACACAACAUCAUCAACAAGGUAUUCCAGUACCAUUUCACCACAGCUCAAGACAGCACGGACCCGCGGGUUACCGGUGGCACAUUUGGGGCGUUGACGAAUACCAACAAUGGACCGACUGCGGGACCAUUGUGCGGGUUUGGUUUCGGACUCCCAGUCUCCAAAGCAUAUGCAGAGUAUCUGGGCGGCUCCCUUGUGUUGCAGUCCAUGCAAGGUUACGGAACCGAUCUCUACUUGCGGCUUCGACACAUUGACGGCAAACAUGAAAGCUUCCGUAUAUAGAUACGGGACCGAAAUGGUACAGUUAUUAAAGCAUUAAUUCUAACCUUCCCAGAUCCUUCAAAAUCCGCCAGGAGGUUUUGUGGAGGAUUUUGUAGGCUUGAAGAAGGUAAAGUCCAGCUAGUAUUACUUUACAUGCGUAUUGAUAAUCCUUGAAACUUGUUUUGUAUAAAGAAGGUGCCAUUGGAUUCCUGCACUGUGGAGGAAUUUGGAGGAUUCAGGAAGGCUCCUCUCGCCAGUGUAAUUGUGCAACAGUCAAAUGUAAGCUAUCCAAGCUGGCAAAUCAAAUGACCGAUCCUAGCCCUCCCCCACCCCUCCUCUUCAAUUGCCCCGCCCCUUCUCUUCAACUGCCCCGCCCCUUUCCAAAUCCUUAACUAUGCGGUGUAGACGCUUUGCAGCUGAUUCAAGUGAUUUGAAUGUAUACUGAGGGUGAAGUGAUCAGGAAAAGAGGUAUGACACAAAAGUUGUGUCACGUGACAAGUCAUAUGACACUACAUGUGACAUCUCACAUGAUCACAAACUAUACUGGAUCAUGUUGAUCCUUCACAUGAUCACACAAUAUACAUGUAAUGGAUCAUGUUGAUCUUUCGUAGGUUAUAACUUGUCUUGUUCUUGAAACUUGUGUGAAAUGUCAAGGAUUUUCUUUCCAAAAAAAAUUGAGUGAUGCUAAUUUGAGUGAUGAAAACUUACAUGGUUGAGAAAAAAUUACUGUAUCUAAAUGAUAAGUCUGAGAACAAGGAGACAAUUUUCGUUAAAUGCGGUUUUUGUUUGUUUUGUUUUACACUAGAUUUCAGAACAGACUGAUUAUAAACAAAAAAUUGCAUUCAAUUCAAUGGAGUUAAUCAUUGAUUGUUAGAGAACACCAAAAAAAAAAUUUAAUUUGGUUCCAAGAAAGCAAAACCCCCCAAAUAUUAUGGGUACAUAUGUCCACACAUACAGGUAGAUUAAAAUGGAUUGGUGAAAAGUUAAUCUUGAAAAUCAACAAUUAAAACUGAUGGUGUUUUAAAAGUUUACACAAAGUAUUUAAUUGUCACAACCCCAUCUACAUUAGAUUGUGUUUUCAGAUAUGUUAAGUAAUAAGCAUUUUAAGUUUGUCUAAUGUUAAAAAGAAAGGUGUAUGAUUUUGCCAAUGCUACCUAGAAUGUGUAGAAAGCAUGUUAAUGAAACCAAUUAAAGCAUUUUGAAGUUGAAUCAGAGAAAUAUAUACAUGUAAAUAGUGAAAUGUAAAAUGCUGCCCCUUAAUUUAAGUGAUAAAUGACAAAAAAAUACUCUUCGUCGAUUCCAUUUUCAGGAUGAAACGUGAUGUGGCAUUAAAUGGCCCAGUAGUGUACAUAUGAAGUAUUGUGUGGUUAAAACCUUUCUAUUCAAGGAGCCUGGUUCAGAAAAUGGGCAUUUUGUUAGCUUCUUGGUUUUUCAUGGGGUUUUAAAGAUUUCAAAUUGUUCUGUGGACAUCUUAACCGUUUUUCCCCCUUCAAAAAAUAGUUUCCUACCAUUGAGUGAAAUUUCUUCAAUAAAAGAUAUUUGACAUUUUGUGAGCAUGCCUAUGUUAUAUAGCUUUCCCACCCUUUUUACUUUUAGGGGGGUGGGGAGAAAUUAAGUAAUCUUCUGCAGUAACUAGUUAAAGUUAUCGAGUAUAAGUCCCAUUUUCAUCAAAUGUAUUCUCAUUCUCUGGGCAUUGUUUCUCAUUUUCCUGAUAUAAUAAACUCCUUUUGAUGUUACAUUCAGAUUUCGUUCCUUUUAUUUUGCAUUAAGGGUAGAUGGAAAAUAUUAAAGUGCUUUACUUCUCAUUGUUUGUAUCAUUCAAACCUGCCAAGAAAGUCGCCUUUAUGUAAGAAUUAAGCUGCAUUAUUUCAGUAUAAUACAAGCCUUAAUUUUCUAUUGCAUUUUUUGUCAAGUAAGUUGCAAAUUCAUAUAUUAGUGUCGCAAGUAAAAAAAGGUUUAAAACUGUUAAUAAUCUGUUGUACGAUGCUUCAUAAACGGUUCAAGUGUAUCAAUAGAUCGUUUGCAUUCCAGCGAUAUUGUGUGUACUUUUGUUGAACAGCGACUUCACCGUUAAUGAAUUCACAUAGCAAAACACACCUUAAACAUGGCGGCUAAAUGCAACCGAUCUAUUGACUGUGGUAGCUUGUGAAAACAAUGAUACCAGUAUCUUUUUGACUUUGAACCCCAAACAAACUCAUGUUCCUGUAUACAUGUAAUGAGAUUUACAAAGAUGAUGCGAAUAAAUGAUUUAUUAACAUUCAAAUUG